AUGGGGUCUUCCGGGGCGUCAGGAGCCUCGAAUCCCGUGAACUCGCCCCUCGGUUCCAGGAGCGCCGGGUUGUUUGUGCGCGAAACUGGGCGCGGGACUUCCCUGGCCCCGGGCUCCCUAAAUCUCGCUGAGACGGAAAGCAGCGGAAGCAGAGGACGCGCCAAGAAGGACCCUUCGGUAGCCCGGGUCCCCGGAUCGCUGGCUGGCGAGAACCUAGACCGAGAGACCUGGGUCAGAGAGAAAGUACUCUUUCUUUUGCACCCCGAGAGGUGGUUGGGGACUCCAGGGGACCCUGUACGACAAGAGGAGGCUGGUGGGGAGAGCCUACUCCAGGCAGGUGGAGACCUCCAGGUGCCUGAUUGCUCAUCUCGAUUUCCACAAGAACAGCACAUUCCUGGAGGCCACCAUGUGGACGCUCCCUCCCGAGCCCAGCAAGGAGACUCCGAAGCCCCACCCAAAUCCGUGCUCGUGCGGGUCUUGGAUUAUCAGGGGACACGAGAGGUGCAGCAGACCACGUGGACGAAGGGCUGCAUGACCACGAGGACCGAGGAGCACUCCAUGACCGCAGUCACUUUUCGCACCCACAGAGUGUAA
Molecule: messenger RNA, 594 nt
Organism: Chrysochloris asiatica (Cape golden mole)
Lineage: Eukaryota; Metazoa; Chordata; Mammalia; Afrosoricida; Chrysochloridae
Gene: CUNH6orf141
Product: chromosome unknown open reading frame, human C6orf141
Exons: 1
Coding region: 1-594 (197 amino acids)
Source: RefSeq, a predicted model, not a curated record